Messenger RNA from Rosa chinensis, 658 nucleotides. RefSeq lists its product as uncharacterized. The record is from RefSeq and is a predicted model, not a curated record. Bases 61 to 453 code for a protein of 130 amino acids. The transcript has 6 exons. NCBI's taxonomy places the organism in Eukaryota, Viridiplantae, Streptophyta, Magnoliopsida, Rosales, Rosaceae.
UUUUGUGCAAUAACAAAUCAAUUACAUAACAGGUCGAUUGCUAGUUAUUUCAGUCACAAGAUGCGCCGUUCCAAUGUGUCUAACAUCCAAAAGCCUACUACUGGUAAUGCACCAAGUAAACGCUCUCGUGUGCAAACUACUGAUCAUCCAUGCCCAAAUGGAUCCCGUUCUACUUCAGGUAGUGCAAUGAGUAAACGCUCUCGUGUGCAAACUACUAAUCAGCCAUGGGAAAAUUCUGUAGAAAAUGGAUUCAAUUCUAAUAUUGGUACCACUACAGAACGAACUACUACUGGUCCAACAAAAAAGGUGCGGGGAAAGACAAGAGGAGUGAAUGCAAAUAAGGUACUUUCUCAAUUGAAUGCUAAAAUACCUGUCACUCUGACCGAACAAAAUGGCAGGCCUACAGGCCCAUAUGCUGAAAUGUUGGCCAAUGAAAUUGGUUUCACAGUUUGAAACUAUGCCCCACUAAAUGUGGAAAAAUGGAAGAAGAUUUCGAAAAUUGAAGUGGAUAAGUUGGUUAAAAGAAUAACGAACAAGUUUGACAUUGACAUGUCUCUCCCUUGGAUCGAGAGAUAUGUAAUUACAACAUGUCAGACUAUAUUUUGUAAUUUUCGUUAUAAGUUGAAGAAACAUUUUGAGAGAUUUUCAACAAUCGAGG